Messenger RNA from Bemisia tabaci, 5429 nucleotides. It is a transcript of the gene Karybeta3, whose product is annotated as karyopherin beta 3. The record is from RefSeq and is a predicted model, not a curated record. Gene Ontology annotation, biological process: protein import into nucleus. NCBI's taxonomy places the organism in Eukaryota, Metazoa, Arthropoda, Insecta, Hemiptera, Aleyrodidae.
AUGGCGACAGAACGUGAACAAUUUCAUAAAAUUUUAGUCUCACUAUUAAGCAUAGAUAACAAUGUCAGGACCCAAGCCGAAGAAACGUAUCAUGCCAUUCCUCUCGAGAACAGAGUUAUGUUUUUACUCAAUGCAAUUCCCGAUGCCAGUCUUCAGCAAGAAGAAAGGAUGAUGGCAGCUGUUUUACUCAGGAGAGUGUUUUCGAAUGACUUCAGUGAAAUGUACCCAACACUUUCACCAGAAAAUCAACAGCAGUUAAAAGAUAGUGUGUUGAUGCUGGUUCAAAAUGAAGAAAGUGAGGCUAUAAGCAAAAAACUGUGUGAUGUAGUCGCUGAACUAGCACGAAAUUUAGUUGACGAUGACGGUAACAACGGCUGGCAGGAAUUCUUACUUUUCCUGUUUUCUGCAGCCAAUUCAGAGUCUCCUCGAAUGAAAGAAGCUGCUCUUAGAAUAUUUGCGCAAGUACCAGGAGUGUUCGGUAAUCAGCAACCCAAUUACCUUGAUGUGAUUAAGCAGAUGUUAAACCAGUCACUUUGCGAUGGAACAUAUGAAGUUCGGUUCCAAGCUGUGAGAGCCCUCUGUGCGUUUAUCAGCUUGCAUGAAGAAGCACAAGACAUUCAAAAGUUUUUCACAGACCUUCUGCCAGUUGCAAUUCAUGUAAUUGCAGAGUCAUGUGAGAAAGAAGAUGACGACACACUGCUUAAAGCUUUAGUUGAUCUUUGCGAGACUGUUCCCAAAUUCUUGCGUCCGCAGUUAGAAGCUGUGGUGCAAUUGUGCAUCAAAGUGUUCUCCGAUGAAAACAGGCAAAAUGAGUUUAGACACUUGGCUCUGGAAAUAUUUGUAACUCUAAGCGAAACAGCUCCAGCCAUGAUGCGGAAAGUAGGAGGCAAGUACAUUCCCAUUGUUGUGCCACAAAUUUUGAAAAUGAUGACUGAAAUUGAGGAUGAUGCCGAGUGGACUCUUCAAGAUGAGAUAGCUGAUGAUGAUGCUGAUGAGAAUAAUGUGAUUGCUGAAUCAGCGUUAGACCGAUUAGCUUGUGGACUUGGCGGUAAAACAAUGCUUCCUCACAUUGUAGAGAAUAUCCCUACCAUGCUGGCAAAUCCAGACUGGAAGUACAGACACGCCGCUCUAAUGGCAGUUUCAGCUGUAGGAGAAGGAUGUUACAAACAAAUGGAAGCCAUGUUACCACAAAUUAUGGAAGGCAUUUUGCGGUUCCUGGCAGAUGAGCAUCCACGAGUGCGCUAUGCAGCAUGCAAUGCAAUUGGUCAAAUGUCAACUGAUUUUGGACCCAAUUUUCAAAAGAAAUUCCACGACAAGGUCAUUCCAGCUCUUCUCAUGAUCUUAGAUGAUGAGGAUAAUCCUAGAGUGCAAGCACAUGGAGGUGCUGCUCUUGUAAAUUUCUGCGAAGAGUGCCCAAAAAGAAUCCUAGCCGAUUAUCUGGAUGGAGUGAUGGCCAAACUAGAGUCUGUGCUCCAAGCUAAACUGAAGCAACUGAUGGAAAAAGGAACCAAACUAGUAUUGGAGCAGGUAGUCACAACAAUUGCCUCUGUAGCAGAUGCGGCCGAGGACCAGUUUGUUAAGUUUUACGAUAGGUUGAUGCCGUGUCUCAAGUACAUCAUUCAAAAUGCCAACUCGCCAGAAUUGAGAAUGUUGAGAGGAAAGGCAAUUGAGUGUGUGAGUUUAAUUGGAUUUGCUGUCGGAGCUGAUAAGUUCGUCCCAGAUUGCAGUGAUAUUAUGGACAUGCUUUUGAAAACACAAUCCGAAAGUAAUGAGCCUCUGCCGGAUGAUGACCCACAGACAUCCUACCUCAUUUCAGCAUGGGCGAGAAUCUGCAAAAUUCUUGGCAAAAGAUUUGAGCAGUACCUACCGUUAGUCAUUGGGCCAGUCAUGAAGACUGCUGGUAUAAAACCUGAAGUCGUACUUGUGGAUAACGAAGCUAUGGAAGAUAUUGGCAAUGAUGUUGACUGGCAGUUCGUCUCCCUCGGUGAACAAAAAAACUUUGGUAUCCGAACAGCUGGUUUGGAGGACAAAGCUGCCGCCUGUGAAAUGCUGGUUUGUUACGCUCGUGAAUUGAAAGAAGGUUUUGCACCAUAUACUGAGGAAGUUGUCAAAUUGCUUGUUCCUCUUCUCAAGUUCUGUUUCCAUGAUGGUGUGCGAACAGCAGCAGCCAUUAGUUUACCCUAUCUCUUAGAAUGCGCUCAACUGAAUGGCGCAGAAUAUUUGAAAGGUAUGUGGAACUUCAUCUGUCCAGAACUUUUGCGAGCCAUCGAAACUGAAUCAGAGCCAGAUGUCCUACUUGAGUUGAUGGAUUCAAUGGCUAAGUGUGUAGAAUUCCUAGGAUCCGGUUGUUUGACGGAAGAAUGGAUGACAAGUCUUCUUAGUUUUAUCAACAGGACCAUGUCUGAACAUUUCCAGAACGAAGUUGACCGAUUGGAGAAAAGGAAGGAUGAAGAUUAUGAUGAGGUUGUAGAAGAAGAAUUAGAAGACGAAAAUAGUGAAGACAGUUUCAAAUUAGCCAAAGUGGCAGACAUAAUCCAUGCUCUCUUCGUGUCGUACAAGACUGACUUUUUCCCCUACUUCGACCAGAUUAUCCAUCACUUCAUCAAAAUGUUGGAGCCCAACCACUCAUGGGCCGAUCACCAGUGGGCUAUGUGUAUCUUCGAUGAUGUAAUCGAGUCAGGCGGACCAGCAUGCAUCAAGUACCAACAGUACUUCCUCGGACCCAUGACGACCUAUAUCAGAGACAAAGUUCCGCAAGUGCGACAGACUGCAAUCUAUGGGUGUGGAGUUUUAGCCAUGUUUGGAGGACCUACUUUUGCCAGUACUUGUGCAGAGGUCCUUCCGGUCUUAAUAUCCAUUAUCAAUGAUCCAAGUGCAAAAACUGAAGAAAACUUAGCUGUUACUGAGAAUGCUGUCUCGGCUAUCACAAAAAUCCUCAAAUACAACAGCGCAAAUGUUAAUGUAGAUGAAAUCCUCCCAAUCUGGUUCACAUGGCUCCCGAUUUGGGAAGACACAGCAGAGGUCCCCCACGUCAUGGGUUAUUUGUGUGAUCUAAUUGCAGCAAACCAUCCUACCAUCUUAGGCGCAAACCAUGCAAACCUACCCAGAAUUCUAAGUAUAUUUGCAGAAACAUUCAUGAAGGAAGCCAUAGAAACAGACACAGAAGUAGCCAAACGAAUGAUUGAGAUUGUGAAGCAGUGCUUGCAAGGCCAAACAGAAAUUGCACAGAUGUGCAUCAGUCAGCUCUCCCAAGAGCACCAACUAACGCUCCAUAAUUUACUACAGAGCAACUGAUUUCCUACCCUGGCGUAACUUCAAAUUUCAUUCUUUCGAAAUUCUAGUUUUAUUGCCUCGAUUUGCAGUGUACGAUGUCUUGUAUAUGUUUGUACAUAAGUUAAUAAGCAGUGAGGUGUUUUCAACUCGGUGAAAAAGAGUACACAAUCAAAGUGGGUCACCUGUAAUGAACUCGAUAUCUUAGCUAAUCCAUCAACCAGAUGAUUAGUAGUCCUGUUUAUAGCUAUUGUGUAAUAUUUCUAGGAUAAAUCCCAGUUCUCAAAACCGAAUCAUUUAAUCAAUUUCAAUCUGAUUUAUUUGUCAAAGUUUCUGAUGCCCUCGUCCUCUUUACAUAUACUAUUUUUUUUUUAGAUAAAACCAGUUUGGCGCAUAAUGACCUGUUGGUGGCGCUUAUGGUUCAGACAAUUGAACGUAAGGUGAACCACUGCAUUUAUCGUGGUUCCUUCUGAGGUUGAAAUCUUAUCCAAUAGACUUCUGAAAAUUAUUUUUAUCAACCUAAUCAGUCAGAGGUGAUAACAGGAGAUGCCCAAUGAAAUUUUCUUUUGAGUUCCGGAUUAGGCACUUCCGGUGUCAAAACCACAUACACUUCAAUUAUUUUCUCUUUUUUCUCUGUGUACAUGCUUAUUAGUAUCUCAGUUCUAUUGUAAUAUUACAGUUAAAGUAAGGCCAAAUAACUGUGAUUGUUGAUCUGUUUUCGUAUUGAUUUCUGCUCGAAUCAUCAGUGAAGCUGUGUUUGCUAGAAGGAGUUGUAACGGAUGUUUUAUUUAAAACUAGUAACAUUAAUUUUCCCUCUAUGGGAGGUGUAAAUCUUUUGUUGUUAUCUUUAUGUUUAGGGAACUAGUAGUAGCUGUUUUAGUAUGAUCAUUCAAUGUCUUGUGCAAGCAUUAUGUCUUUUUUGGGAUAUGCAUCUUAUCUCAGCUUAGCUCAACAUUUUUUUGUUGGUCUGAAGAUUUCAGUGAAUUUGACUUUAAAUCUGAACUCUGUGAGACCCCAGGCCCUCUGUGAUAAAAUGUAAAAAAUUCAUAGUCUCCUUGAAAUGAUACGCUCCAGGGCACAAUUGUGGUUCAACUGGUAUUCAAUAUUUUGCAGUGAUGAAGUGAAAAGUUUGGGCGAAUUGUGAUUUUUAUGCCGAAAAAGGUAACAGUCCUGUGCAGGGGUCUGUAGAAUUAUUUUUACAAAAACAGUAAUUAAAUUCAAAGAAAUCGAAACAGGUUUGCUGACAAAAAAGCAGCACAUUGAAUUCAAUACAUUUUUUGGUCAAAUCCUGUUUUUAUUCUGUUAAUUGUUUUACGUUUUCUUUGCCAGUGAACAUCAUAAAAAUUCAAGUGCAGGGACUUAGCUUUUUUCUUACUUAAAUUUCAGGGUUCUCCCCAGAAGUUUCAACUUGUGACAACAUGUAUUUUAUGUCAAGACCACAGGAAGCCCCUGGGGUCAAUAUCUCUAAGUCAGUUUUUUCAAAAUGGAUGCAAGGUAAAUAGUGGUAACUAAACACAAGAUGCAAGGCUGAUGCAAGCAAAAAGAGAAUUUUUCACCAAAGAAAACUUCAAAUAUAUUUAUACACAUUUUGCGCUAUUAUAAAAGUGAUGAAGCUGCUAUCUGCUUGUUAUCGAAAUUGAUGUGUGCUUUUUUUUUGAAGUAGCACGAAUGAUGCACUCAGGACCAUAAACUCAUAUAGAAACGCUAUCAUAAGCUCUCUUUUCUCCUGAGAAAAUUGUAUUUGACUUUCAAUUCAGCUUAACCCAAACAUCACAAUGGAAUGAUCAAUUUAUGCUGUAUCGGCUGCUGUGCUUUUUUUAAUUGCAAAUGAUUCAAUGCAGAUGCAAAAAUACGAAGAAUCGAUAUAGUCCAUGUAUGAAAAGAAGUGUGAUGGUGUAACCUGUGCCAGAUUAUCCUGUUUCUAUUUAUUUCUAUUUUCUGGAUCAUGUCCGCCUAUUUGCUUCGGUUUCCUCCCGGUUAUUACUAUAUAUUACCGAAUUUAGCCAGUUAUUUUCAGCCACAUCGGCAUUGACCUCCAGCUGGGUAUGAUGGAAUGUUAUUUCUAUGUCUGACCAGAUGUCGAUUUAAAAAAAAACAUGUAUCAGCUCCUGGAGCUGAUCAUAAAAUUUUAUUUAAAUAAAAAUUUUGAUUUUUGUAAA